This is a messenger RNA of Cuscuta campestris, 2276 nucleotides long. NCBI's taxonomy places the organism in Eukaryota, Viridiplantae, Streptophyta, Magnoliopsida, Solanales, Convolvulaceae. The record is from the annotation of a GenBank genome assembly.
UUUAAUAUAUUAUUUUUUUAUAUCAAAAAAUAUAUAUAUUAAAAUGUCAAAAGAGUCCGGUAGAAGGUCCGUGGAUAUGGGCGCCGUGAACCGAAGUUUGAGGAGAGGCAAAGCUAAAUCCACCUCCGACGGUUCGACCUCACGCGGUUCUCGAGGAAGACACUCCGUCUCUUCCUUUCCUACUAUCCCCGACCACUUAAUCGGGGACGCUAUGGCGGAUGAAGAAUUCGACCAGAUUUAUUCUGGUAGAGGGGACGCAAAUCUCCCCACUCUUGAUAGUCUAUUCGAAGAUCUUGAUGAAGCUGGACUGGAUAAUCUAGACGGGGACGAGGAGCCUACACCGCAGAGCAACGACGUCGACGUGGAGGCAGGGUUAUACGGCACUGUACAAGAAGAAACAGCACCACCUCCGCCCCCGAAAUCAAAAAAAGGUUUUGCCGGAAUAGUCGGUGGUCUUCUUGUAAAGAAAGGGAAGCGUGCUCAUUCUUCGACGAGUUCAAGUGGUACAACAGUAAGCUCGCACAACGAACUUGCUAUGUACCAGGGUGUGCCAUGCGAUUACGACGACGACGACGUGGAUUUUGAUGUGCUCGGAUGGUGGAAGCGGAACGAACACAUGUUCCCAUGUCUCGGCAUGCUAGCAAGACAAGUGUUAUCCGUUCCGUCGUGUGAUAUGGAAGAAGACGGGAAGUUCCGAAUUGAGAAGUUUGAUGGUACAGAUUUCAGUUGGUGGAAGAUGCAAAUUGAAGAUUUGCUGGUUCAGAAAGAUUUGGACGCGGUUUUGGGUGACAAGCCAGAAAAGAUGUCAGAUAGAGAUUGGGCAGGUUUGGAUCGGAAAGCAAUGUCCGUGAUCCGUCUCUCGUUGACCAAGAAUGUUGCGUUCAACAUUCUGAAGGAGAAGACAGCGAAGGGAAUUAUGGAAGCGCUGUCUAACAUGUACGAGAAGCCAUCUGCAGCUAACAAAGUUUUUCUGAUUAGAGAGCUGGUGAACACAAAAAUGAAAGAAGGCACUUCAGUUACCGAGCAUAUUAACAAGUUGAAUUCGAUCUUAGCCAGACUUUUGUCAGUGGGCAUUAAGUUCGAUGAUGAAGUUCAAGCUUUACUACUGCUAUCGUCUUUACCUGAUAGUUGGUCCGGAACGGUUACAGCGGUUACCGGUUCAGUGGGACCUGAUGGAUUCACCUUUGAUCUGAUUCGAGAUCUCGUUCUUGGCGAGGAUGUCAGAAGAAAGAGUUCUGGGGAGUCAUCUGGUGAAUUGUUACAUGUUGGUAGAGGUAGAAGAAAUAGCAGAGGUAGUGGGAGCAAGAACAGACAAAGGAGUCAGUCGAAGACUCGUGACAGCUCAGGUGUAACGUGCUGGAAGUGCAAGGAGGUGGGGCAUUUUAGGAAUCAAUGUCCGAAUGAUAAGAAAGUGAACAUUGCUGAAGGCUCCGCGAGUGAUGAAGAGGUCCUUCUUACUUGUUGUGCGGAGAGCAGUGUAGAUUCCUGGGUCAUGGAUUCUGGUGCUUCAUUUCAUGCUACCCACAGCGGUGAAGCAUUCCAGAAUCUGGUUAUUAGAGACUUUGGAAAGGUACGACUAGCAGACGACAGAGCUCUUGAUGUGACGGGCAUGGGUGACAUAGUGUUGAAGACCCCAGUCGGUUUCUGGACUUUGAAGGAUGUCAGAGUUGUUCCAGCUUUGAAGAAAAGUUUGAUUUCUGUCAGGCAGUUGGACGAACAGGGACAUGAGAUGAAGUUCAGGGAUGGGCAGUGGAAGGUCGUGAAGGGAAAUCUUGUCAUGGCCCGUGGAAAGAAGAGAGGUUCGCUGUACAGGGUCGAGUUACCAUCUGAGGGAGUGAUCGUCCCAGUUCAGAAAAGAAACAAAGUCCGGUUCACAGAGUCUCGUGGUGGGAGCUCAAGAGGCGCUUCAGCCAAGUUGCCUAGAAGACAGUGGGUCAGGAGAACCAGUAUUCCAGCUGUUGGAACAUCUCCAGAAAAUUUCUUGCUGAGUACGGAGAGUGUUUGUUCUCAGGAUGUUUCAGGAUCGGGCAGUGUGCGUCUGCAGUGGGAGCCGGUAGGGACCGAGGACGAGUCAGGGGCAGAUUUUGCCGUGACUGAUGUGUUGGAGCUUGGGAGAGCUUCAACGGGCCUUUCAGUUGUCUGAUGAUAGGGCCGCUGCAACAGGAGAGCUGAGGAAGAUUACUCGAAGUACAGGCGACCGUGGCGGAUGGCAGUUGAUGUUUAUCAAGCCUCCAAGUGGGAGAAUGUUGGGUUUUGUGGAGGCUAGAUAUGUUUGG